Oreochromis niloticus (Nile tilapia) is the source of this 1122-nucleotide messenger RNA. RefSeq lists its product as uncharacterized. The coding region runs from base 1 to 714 and encodes 237 amino acids. Gene Ontology annotation, molecular function: metal ion binding; nucleic acid binding; hydrolase activity. The record is from RefSeq and is a predicted model, not a curated record. The transcript is spliced from 3 exons. Lineage: Eukaryota; Metazoa; Chordata; Actinopteri; Cichliformes; Cichlidae.
AUGACUAACAUGGAAGAAUGUGAUGAGUCAGUGGAAGAAUGUAAGGAGUUUUUUCUGCAGCAAACUCCACAAAACAUCCCAGAAAUUUUGGAGGGAGGGGAGAUCCUUGACAAAAACAGAUACAAACUGAUUUGCCAGACUUUUGAAAACACCAGAACAUUUGUGACGCUGUACGACACCCACAACAAGAGUCCAGUUUUUUCUGCUGCAAAGGCUGUAAACACUGAUUAUGACCACUACAACCAGCAAAAGUUUGACAGAGGACGUUUAUUUCCAAACUCUUAUGCAUGUGAUUUAACUGAAAAAAUAUCUACCUUUACCCUGACUAACGCUGUUCCACAAAAGUCACAUUUCAAUCGUGGAAAAUGGAACCAAAUGGAGAAAUGUGUCAAACGCUUUCUGGAUGAAAACUGCAUUAACAAUAAAAAAAUGGAAGGCUUUGUAGUAAUUGGAGCAAAACCUAGUGACAGUGCGAGUAGUGACAGUAGCUUACUGAACAACAAGAUAAAUAUUCCUUCAGUGCUCUGGUCGGCCUUCUGCUGCUACAGUAGCAGUCAGAAGAAGUGGCUGGCAGGUGCACACUGGGGUGAGAACAGAGAUGACCACCACAAAUAUCUGGAGACCAAGACCUUGGGAGCACUCUACACAACCCUUGGAAUUGAAGCAUUUCCUGGAACACGAGGUCCUGAAGACUUAACUACCCAGGUCUACUGAAAAUGUGAACUUAAAUCCAAAAAGCGGAAUGUGAUUGUGAGUCAUAAGGAUUUUGGAGAAAAAAAAUGUUGUGUGGCUAAAAAGAGGAAAAUCAUAAAACCUGCAUUUCAAAAAAAAAAAAAAAACUACUACCUGGAAGCACGGUGUGAGAAUGAAGGGUUAAAUUAAAAAGGGAUUACGUUUUUUCGUGUGCUGCAGCUACUUUUAGUUUAACAAGUAUGUAAGUUUUGUUGCUUGGCUUUCUCAGAUGACCAACAUGCCUUUCAUACAUAUACAGUCGCGGCCAAAAGUUUUGAAAAUGACGCAAAUAUUAGUUUUCAUAAAGUUUGUACUGAAAUAUGAUGAGAAGCACUUUUCAAAGGCUUUUAUCGACAAUUACAUGACAUUUAUGCAAAGUGUCAGUGUUGG